Molecule: messenger RNA, 4470 nt
Organism: Copidosoma floridanum
Lineage: Eukaryota; Metazoa; Arthropoda; Insecta; Hymenoptera; Encyrtidae
Gene: stc
Product: nuclear transcription factor, X-box binding stc
Biological process (GO): negative regulation of transcription by RNA polymerase II
Cellular component (GO): nucleus
Molecular function (GO): RNA polymerase II transcription regulatory region sequence-specific DNA binding; zinc ion binding; DNA-binding transcription factor activity, RNA polymerase II-specific
Source: RefSeq, a predicted model, not a curated record
CUACUUAGUAGCUUACUAGCUUAGUAUACCAUAGAGAAAUAUGUCUAUGCUUAUGCUUACGCUUAAUACUUACACGCGCAUACACACACUGAUUCUGAAUUCCGAUGACUUCAAUCUGCUUCAAUGCGACAUUGCGACGUGUGCGACCGUAUGUCAGGUUGGUAGGGGCUCACUAGGGGCGCGCCAAGGCGCCAUGCUGGGCCAUGCUCCCCUGCUUUUACUUGACAAAAGUAUAAUCUUAUUUCCCAUUUUAAGUUGUCACAGGUAGUGUACCCUCCUGACCUCCCCCACAAGUAGUUAAAGGCUCCCAGAGUGUGUGUAAGGGAUGGCCACCUGGGACGGCUCUUACCCAGAGCCAGAUGGGCCCAAUUAUUACGCCAACAGCUCCGUCAGUCAGAUACCUGCCAAUAUCCCAGCUUGGGAUUACUAUCUGCCCAAUCACACCAACGCCUAUCCCCAAAAUCCAGUCAACUCGUAUCCCAUUCAUCGAACAAUGGUCUUUGAGCAGAGCACACCUGCUGGUCCUACUUACUACAAUAAUACUGAUGGGAACGUCAUUCCUGCUUUGGUGCCAAACGUUGCAACAAAUGCCGAUUCGUAUUCUAACAAUGGGAUACCAGCUGUUUCUAACAAGAUUCACAAAGUAGGCAACUCCGAAGCAAAUUUCAAGACCACUAAUAAUCAGUUGCCUUGUUUCUAUGAGGAUAACAAAAUAGCUCAACAGGCUUACUACAACAGAAACAAUUUUCCGACCAAUAGUAAAUACAAGGAUACAAACAAGACUUACGAUGUCUCCAGUAUAGUCGAGAACUCAAAUUUGCACGCCACUGCUAUGGAAUUCGUACCGAAUCUGAAUAAAAAAGAUCGCAAUACCAAUAGCGUCAAUGCAUAUACGAAUAGCAAAGGUCGCACGAAUGAUAAUUAUCAGAAGCCAGAAGUUGAUCAGGACCAGCAAGUUGUAGAUUCUAAUAAUGUUUUUGUUGAGGAUAACAAGCAAAAUGAUAGGAAAUUUGAUAACAAAAAGGAUGCUGGGAGAAAAUGGAGAGACAAUCAAAGUAAUGGCCAAUACUACAGGGAUGAUAGGAAGGAGUACGGUAAGCCCCAAAAUUUUAAAAAAUAUCAGAACGAUAGAUACAGUACGAAUCAAAGUUUCAACGACAAACCGCGAAAUAAUCGCUCCAAGAAAGAUGACACGGAGAGUGUGACUUCAGAAACUAGUGCAGGUGUGGAGCUGGAGACAAUCGACGGUCGUCAGGAUAGUUUUGGCAAUACCGAGAAGGGCGAUGCGUUCGUUAAAACAGACAACACUCAGGCGGUGACACCUCGAUCAGCGAAAAAUUCAAGGCCAUUCUCAAAUAAUAAUCGAGGAGAUAGAUACGACAGGUACAACAGUAGAGACCCGAGAGAAUCUCGAGAUCCGAGGGAUUUCAGGGAAAAUCGGGAUCACAGGAAUUCGCGAGAUCCUAGAUAUUCGCGGGACUUUAGAGACACUCGGGAUUCGAGAGAUUUUAGGGAUAGGAAAAAUAACCAUACGGAGCACAAUGGAUACAAUAGAAAUAAUUACAAUCGAGAUAAGUACGAAAGAAGAGAUAAUAGGACCGCUGCCACUGAAAAUCGUAGUAAAGAUUUUACCGAUUGGAGACAAAGGCCCAACAAUGAUACCGGCAGUAAGGUGAUUCUCCUCAAACGUUCGAACAACAAAAAAUAUGAACCAGAUGAUGCAGCCAGUCAGAGGGAAAGAUUAACGGAGCAACUGAACCGAGGUAAUUUGGAGUGUUUGGUAUGCUGUGAAUCCAUUCGGCAAAAUGACUACGUGUGGUCGUGCAACAACUGCUACCACGUCCUGCAUCUAAAGUGCGUGCAGAAAUGGGCCAAAUCGUCGCAAGAUGAUACCGGCUGGCGCUGUCCUGCCUGCCAGAACGUCACGUCAAAUGUGCCUUCGGAUUACUUGUGCUUCUGCGGUAAAACGAACAAUCCCGAGUGGAACAGACGCGACAUCGCCCACUCGUGCGGCGAAAUCUGCGGACGCCCACGCUCGGAGGUCAGUUGUGUCCACAAGUGCACGCUUCUCUGUCACCCGGGCGCUUGUCCGCCCUGCUCAGCCAUGGUCGUCAAGUACUGCGGCUGCAAGCGCACGUCGCGCUCUCAGAAGUGCAGCGCUGGCCCGAUGUUGCAGUGCGACGAGAUCUGCGAUCGCGUGCUCAACUGUGGGCUGCACAAGUGCAAGAGACAGUGUCACCAUGGGGAAUGCGAGCCUUGCGAUGAGAUUGUCAAGCAAGAAUGCUUCUGUGGAAAGCACAGCCGGGAAAAGACCUGCGUCCUCGAUUUGCCGCUGGUGUACUCUUGCGACAACGUUUGCGACAGAGAACUUGAUUGUAAAAAUCACAAGUGCACAGAUAUAUGUCACCCCGGAAGCUGUGGCCCUUGCGUUCUGAAACCCGAGACUGUGACCCACUGCUGCUGUGGCCAAACAGUUUUGACCGUCAAACGGGAAAGCUGCUUGGAUCCUAUUUCGACUUGUGACAAAACGUGUUCCAAACAAUUGAAGUGCGGUCAGCCAAACAAUCCCCAUACCUGCCGAGCAAACUGCCACGUGGGCGACUGCCCCGACUGCGAAUUGAUCACAAAGGUCAGGUGUCGUUGCGGCCACAUGGACAAGGAGAUCCCUUGCACGGAACUUAAAACCAAGGCCGACGACGCUCGCUGCGAAAAAAAGUGUACUAAGAAACGCUCGUGUGCCAAGCACAAGUGUAACCAGAUGUGCUGCAUCGACAUCGAGCACAUAUGCCCGCUAUCCUGCUCCAAGACCCUGAGUUGCGGAAAGCAUAGAUGCGAGCAGACUUGUCACAAAAGUAGAUGUCAACCCUGCUGGCGGAGCUCGUUCGACGAGCUGUACUGCGAGUGCGGCGCGGCCGUGAUGUAUCCACCCGUACCGUGCGGCGCCCGCCGGCCGGCCUGCGACAAGCCCUGUAGCCGCGAACACCCUUGCGACCACGAAGUCAUGCACAACUGCCACAGCGACUCAACCUGUCCACCCUGCAGCGUACUCACGCAGAAAUGGUGUUACGGGCGCCACGAGCUGCGCAAAGCCGUGCCGUGUUACGUCAACGACGUGUCCUGCGGUCUGCCUUGCGGGAAACCAAUAUCUUGCAAAAGACACAAGUGCAUACAGAUGUGCCACCCGGACCCAUGCGAAAAGCCCGGACAGAUCUGUACGCAGCCGUGUACCGUCCCUCGCGAGACCUGUGGCCAUAACUGUGCCGCGCCCUGUCACGACGGCAAGUGCCCCGACACACCUUGCAAGGAGAUGAUCAAGGUGACCUGCCAGUGCGGCAACAGAACGACGCUGCGUGUGUGCGCCGAAAAUGCACGCGACUACCAGCGCAUAGUCAGCGGUGUAUUGGCGAGCAGAAUGGCGGACGUGCAGCUGGGUCACUCGGUGAAGCUCGAGGAGGUGUUCGGUCAGGGCGCUCGCAAGCAGAACCAGCUCAAGACGUUGGAGUGCAACGACGAUUGCAAGAUGAUCGAGCGCAACAGGCGGCUGGCGCUAGGGUUGCAGAUAGUCAAUCCAGACCUCAGUGGCAAGCUCAUGCCCAGGUACAGCGACUUCAUGAGGCAGUGGGCCAAGAAGGAUCCCGCCUUUUGCCAGGUUGUGCAUGACAAGCUGACCGAGCUCGUACAACUGGCCAAGACGUCGAAACAAAAAUCCCGGAGCUUCUCGUUCGAGGUCAUGAACAGGGACAAGAGGCAGUUUGUGCACGAGUCGUGCGACCACUUUGGCUGCGAGAGUCACGCUUACGAUCAGGAGCCGAAACGCAAUGUCGUCGCCACGGCUGUUAAAGAUAAGUGUUGGUUGCCAAGCUAUAGUCUUAUUGAGAUGCUGCAAAGAGAAAACGGGCAGCGGAAAGUACCAGGCCCAAUGAACACGUCAAAACUGAAUAGUACUGAUAGGAGCAAGGACGUUUUAACACUAAAUUUCAAGAAGAUUGUUAAUCCUUUACCUGCAACUCCCAGGGCGAUCUCCCCAUCAAGGUCUCCUGAGCCAGAGAUAGAUUAUUUUAAUUACAAGGGUUAAAUCGAACCUGGAUAUAUUUAAUUAUUUUAAAAAGAAAGAAAGGACAUCGAUUAAAGACGGUAUAGCAAUCAAAUUAAAAAUACUCGAAGCAGCUGUGUCCAUACCUUAAUUAUUGAAAAGAUUGUCUCACAUUGCAUAUGGUUCAUGGUUAUAGGAAUAUUUAAAUCCAAAUUUAUUUAAAUAAAGAGAAAGAAAAAUCAAGUAGCAAUAACAUUUUUUGGUUCAAUGAAUAUUCAUUGUCCAUUAGUAAAAUUUCAAUUUAACUGGUUUUGUUGUUUAAAAAUCAUUGUGCAUUUUUCAUGCUGAUGAAAAGUUUUUAGAGUUAUUUUCCUUUAUUUACUUAGUUGUCAAUUUAUGUAUAUACACUUUAAAAUACAUUUCUUUGUGAUAACCAU